Prorocentrum cordatum is the source of this 507-nucleotide messenger RNA. The record is from the annotation of a GenBank genome assembly. NCBI's taxonomy places the organism in Eukaryota, Dinophyceae, Prorocentrales, Prorocentraceae.
GAGAAUCCUGGGUUCAGGGCGGGCACAGCAGCAUUGCAAACAGUGAACGUCCUCAACAACUACUUGGCUUCACUGCAGUGGCAGCUCUACCAGGCGCCCGAAGGAUUUCAGGCACUCGGCCGGGCGAAGGAGGUCAUCGAAGAGAUGUCGCGCUACGCCAACAGCGCCCAGGGCCAGAACCACGGGAUCCGACGCAUUCUCGAGUCGCUGGAGCCCGUGGGGGACACGCUGGACCACGUCACGGAGCAGCUGGCGGGGCUGUCCGCCUCAGUUCUGAACAUGGAGCAGUCAAUGGGCCAACUGGCCCAGAUGGUCGUUCAGAUCGGCGCUGCAGUCAUGGCCCUCGCGCACGUAGCGAACCAUGCAGGAGUCAACCAGCUCAUCCAGGAGCUCAUCCACGAGAGCGAGGGCCCGACGACCGCGACCACGAUGGACCCGCUCACCACGACGGCGGCGGACAUCAGCUGGGAGAUCCUCUCGGAUAUCAGCGAGAUCAACGAGGUAUAG